AUGCCACUCGCAUCGUCCCCCGUACCAUCAAUUCUCAAGUCGUCCAAGACGACCUCUCGCACUACUGCGGUGCCUUCUAUAGCCGGCAAGAAGCGUACCAUGAUAGAGAUGGACUUCUCUUCUCAGCCUUCCUCAUCCUCACCGCCAUCUGAUGCCGGCAGCCGCGAUGGUCCGCCGCCUCUCAAACGUGCCCGGGUACAGUUUGACGCCACGGCAGAGAAAGGAAAACAGAAUGAAAAGCAGCGAGAGAAAAGUGUCGCUCUGAUUCGGGAAGAAAUCCGCAGAGCCAUCCAGAGACAUGUUUCUGGCACGGAUAGUGAAGGUUACGACCAGAUCAAGGAGAUUUUCACCAUCGAUCCUAAAAAGCCGCACGACGAUGACUCUUCCGAAAUACCCAGUCCCACGACGAUAAAACGCCAUCUAACGGGCUUGCUGUCAAAUAUAUCUGCGCUGGACCGUAAUUGCUCGGGCCUUGUUAAUGCGGUUUUAAGCAGUGAGUGGCUUGGUCGGGACGAAUCCUAUGUCAAGCUAUUCGUUCGUUUCUCAGGAAAUCUAUGCGCCGCGCAUACGGGAUACCUGCGCUCUGUGCUUAAGAUGCUGGUGAAUUAUUUUGGAGAAGUUCCAAAAGGUACCGGCAGAAUUCCCGGCUAUUCAAAUGUUUCACAUGAAGAAAUAUACGAGCGGGUGCAUAUGGCACUUAGAUACAUUAUGCAGCUACUACCUGCUGGUAGUGGCACAUUGUCGCCUAUUUUAUCGGCACAGUUCCCCUUUGACACCGAUUCCGCAAGGGCUAAUGUGGCAUACACCCGCAAUCUUCUUAAGAUUAUCGAUUACGCUCCGGAACUUCGGGCUGAAAUUUCGGCUUUGAUUACGGAGAGGCUUGUAAAAAUUGACGUGCAGAUCCAGAUUGACAUGGAAGAGUUUGAAGAUGAGGUGGGCGAGGAUCUAUUAGAAGAUCUUUCCCGUCCUGUAGACUUUAGUACGGUCGAUGAUGACGACGAUGAUGACUCGGAUGUCGAAUCUAUCAUCAGCGAUGACGAUACUACAGACGUGGAUACUCGACGUUUGAAAACUGUGAAGGAUAACAUCUGCAAGAUUGACUCCAUCAUUGAUCAACUCUUUGAAUUCUACUCGCCGCCUUUCAAUCACGGAACAGCAGACGAGAAGAAUAGCGCUUUAGAUUUGCUUCUUGCUCAUUUUGAGAGCACCGUCCUUCCUACCUACCGAUCUCGACACACUCAAUUUCUCGUCUUUCAUUUCUCACAAUUUUCUCCGGACCUCGUGGAGCGGUUUGCGGGAACAUGCACCCACAUUAUUUUUAGCAAAACCCAACCAGCCAUCGUUCGUCAAUCGGCUGCUGCAUACCUGGGAAGUUUCAUCGCCCGAGGCAAACAUGUGCCCUCGCGUGUGGUCCGGGAUAUUUUCGAGUUGUUGGGCGACCAUAUAAAUGUCCUCCGAGCCACAUAUGAAGGGUCUUGUCGCGGUCCCGAUCUGCGGCGUUAUGGACCCUUCUAUGCCACCACACAGGCCCUUUUGUACAUAUUCUGCUUCCGCUGGAGGGAUCUUACCACAGCUGCCGAAGAGAACGACGAUGGAAUACCAAUAUUAGAGGACGACGAUGAUUUCGACAUGGAGGAUGUCACAUUCCCUCCCAUAGUCAAGGAAAUACUCCAUCGAGCCAUAUACUCUCGAUUCAAUCCUCUCAAGGUCUGCUCGCCGGCUAUUGUUACCGAGUUUGCGCGAAUUGCCCACCACCUCCGUUUUAUGUAUGUGUAUUCGUUGCUCGAGUCCAAUAAGCGACUACGCAUGUCCACGUUUAGAAGCAUUACUACCUUGGCCGAUCCGCGUUUCAGCAUAGUGGAGCGAGAAAUUCGAGCUGGCAAUGACGGAGGCGACCAGCUUGAUGCAUAUUUCCCAUUUGAUCCGUACCAGUUACCGCGGAGUCGGCGCUGGUUGGAGGGGGAUUAUAUCGAAUGGCGUGGUAUUCCGGGUAUUGACGACCGAGCUGAUGACGAUUCGUCUGAUAGUGCUGAAGAGGGUGAUAAUGAUGAUGAUAAUAAUGACGACGAUCCCACAGCGACGGAUGAAGAGUGA
This is a messenger RNA of Talaromyces atroroseus, 2094 nucleotides long. RefSeq lists its product as hypothetical. Gene Ontology annotation, cellular component: nucleus. Gene Ontology annotation, molecular function: RNA polymerase I general transcription initiation factor activity; RNA polymerase I core binding. The record is from RefSeq and is a predicted model, not a curated record. The coding region runs from base 1 to 2094 and encodes 697 amino acids. Gene Ontology annotation, biological process: transcription initiation at RNA polymerase I promoter. The transcript has 2 exons. Lineage: Eukaryota; Fungi; Ascomycota; Eurotiomycetes; Eurotiales; Trichocomaceae.